CCAUUGCCAUUUAUCUCGGGGCAGUUUAGGUUGAAUCUCUCGGUCGUCCGGUUCUCGGUCCGUGUCUCGUGUCCCGACCGAACGGGGGGCAACAUUACAAAACGGGAUUGCCCUUGUGCAAGAUGACACAUUGCUGGUUGCGCCUGGUGACAGCAAGUGGAUGCUGUGCGGAUCUUCGUCGAAUCUGAGGAAAAGCCAAACAUUUACUACCUUUUUUUUGUUGUUGAGGGGUAGCCAACGCUAGGCGAGAGAGAUUUACGAGUGGGCAAGGUGACUAGAACAACAAAAUAAUAAGCCGCGAAGAAGAGUUAGUGGUCGAUUGGCGAAAAGAAAAUCUCCGUGCGAAGGCGCUACCGUGGAAAGUGGAGUUGACUUUGAAGCUAAAGGGAAGAUCAAAAUAGGUGCAUUUGCUUGAGAAUUAUUCAAAGUAUAGUUCUGAAUUAUUGAGUGAAAAAACGUGUUUAAACAACUGAAAUAGUUAGUCGUCGAUAUCAGGUCCAGUUAAUAUAAAGCUUGGUUUAAUCCAUCAAACGAAAUAUUGGACAGUUAUUUCAGAAAUGACACCUAAAUAAGGAUCGGUCUGCUCCACCGCGUUGAAGACCUAAUUUCACUACAGGACAGUCACCACUAAAAGGACAGCAAUCAGUGUUCCCCCAGCCGAGAAGUGGUUCAGGAGAGUAACCAGCGGCAGGGAGCCACGCUAUGUACGGGCUGCUGCUGGAAAAUCUGUCCGAGUAUAUCAAAAGCGUGUACGGGGAGGAAAAGUGGGAUGACAUCCGCCGCCAGACCGGAAUCUCGUCGCCGUCGUUCGGCGUCCACGAUGACUACGACGAGAACCUGCUCAACACACUGGCCGGGAAGGCGCAGGAGAUUCUCGGCGUGUCGGAGCGCGAAUUCAUGGACCAGAUGGGCGUGUACUUUGUGGCCUUCGUCAGCCAGUACGGGUACGACCGGGUGCUGUCGGUGCUGGGCCGCCACAUGCGUGACUUCUUGAAUGGGCUCGAUAAUUUGCACGAGUACCUCAAGUUCUCGUACCCGCUGAUGCGCGCCCCGAGCUUCAUCUGCGAGAACGAGACGCGGCACGGCCUGACGCUGCACUACCGCACGAAACGCAAGGGCUUCGUCUACUACACAAUGGGACAAAUCAGAGAGGUGGCUCGUCACUUUUACCACAAAGAGAUGCAAAUUGCCCUGGUCAAGUCGGACCUGCUGGGCGAAACCAACCACUACACGUUCCAGCUGACGUUCGACAACCGAGCCUUCUCGCUGGCAACACUGGCGAUGACCCGGGAGGAGAAGCACUUGCCCAUCAGUGCCUCGGUGCUGUUUGAGAUUUUCCCGUUCUGCAUCGUCUUUGGCGCCGACAUGGUCGUCCGCAGCAUAGGCAACUCGUUGAUGGUCAUCGUUCCGGACCUGCUGUCGAACAAGAUCACCGACUGGUUCGAGCUGCGACGGCCGCUGAUUUCGUUCAAAUUUCAAACGAUUCUCAACCGCACAAACAACAUUUUCGAGCUAGUCACCGUCGAGGCAGUCAAGAAGCGGCAGGACGUCCAACGUAAGACUGAAAUCUACCUUAGUGAGCAGGAGCACGAGGAAGAGGUAGAGAAACACUUGCGGCUCAAAGGUCAAAUGAUCUACAUGGAAAAGUGGCGAAUGAUCAUGUUUCUGGGAACACCGGUCAUGCCGAAGCUGUCCUCGUUGAUCAACACCGGGCUGUACAUAAACGAUCUGUCGAUGCACGACUUCAGCAGAGAUCUCAUGCUGGCGGGUACGCAGCAGUCGGUCGAGCUGAAGCUGGCGCUGGACCAGGAGCAGCAAAAGUCCAAGAAGCUGGAGGAAUCGAUGCGCAAGCUGGACGAGGAGAUGCGCCGCACGGACGAGCUGCUGUACCAGAUGAUACCGAAGCAGGUGGCGGACCGGCUGCGGCGCGGCGAGAACCCCAUCGAUACGUGCGAGAUGUUCAACAGCGUUUCGAUUCUGUUCUCGGACGUGGUCACGUUCACCGAGAUCUGCAGCCGGAUCACGCCGAUGGAGGUCGUCUCGAUGUUGAAUGCUAUGUAUUCGAUCUUCGAUACGCUCACGGAGCGGAACAAUGUAUAUAAGGUUGAAACGAUAGGUGAUGCGUACAUGGUGGUUUCGGGUGCUCCUGAAAAGGAACAAAACCACGCUGAGAAAGUAUGUGAUAUGGCCUUGGAUAUGAUCGAGGCAAUUACGGAUCUAAAGGACCCUUCGACUGGAUCGCAUCUGCGGAUACGAGUCGGUGUUCACUCUGGUGCUGUGGUGGCUGGCAUCGUUGGGCUGAAGAUGCCACGCUACUGUCUGUUUGGUGACUCGGUCAACACGGCCUCCCGGAUGGAGUCUACCAGUCAGGCGAUGAAAAUUCACAUAUCACAAUCAACGCGAAAUGCGUUGCCCUCGAACUAUCACGUGUCCGAGCGUGGCGAGAUCGACGUCAAGGGCAAGGGCACGAUGAAGACGUACUGGUUGGACUGCAAGGAAGAUCGACCGCCGCUGCAGCUUCUGGCCGAGGAGGUGCGAAAGCCGUCGAUCGAGUACAUCGAAACGAGCAAGGACCGGCGAAUGAGCCUGUCGACGUACAGCAUCCAGCACAAGCAGUCCAGCGGAGGGCUCAGCUCGGCGGGAACCGAGGACCGGCGGGUGUACUCACCGGUGACGUUUGAGGAUGUGGCCCGGCGAAGUACGGCCAACUCGCCGGUGAAGCUGCACAGUUUUGGGCCUCGUGGCCGCGAGAGCCGGUCCAACUCCACCGGACAUGCCUUCAUGCACAACGUUUCCGAUGUGUUUGGCUCGUUGGUCAGCGACACGGAAGAGUUUCUCGAGGAUCUGCACCAUCGGAACUCGAUCACCACUACGCACUACACGCCGUCGACUCCGUCCUCGUGUGCAUUCAGUCCCCCGCCAGCAUUCCGGCGAAAGUCGAAAUCGUAUGUUCCUGGUCAGUUCAGCGAAGAGGAGCUGGAUCUUCUCUCGAACCAGACCACUUCGCCCUCGGCACAAAGUUCGAUCGAACAGCCAGAACUAACCAAGAAGUCGAUCUUGAUCGGCAAAUCCCAAACCUACGAGCAGCAGAAGGCCAAAAGCAGGAAGGCGAAGCUGGAAAGCGCCCAACAGAAGCAGAACGAAGCCCUGCAGAAGCUCGACAAGAUGGUCCAGGAGAUCUACGAAACCGAACUGCCGGGGAUGUGCUUCAUGAAUCCACCCGCCUCCCGGUCGGAUGGUAACAUUUGCAAGUCCAACUGUAGUAGAUCCUCCCAGGCACCACUCAAGGUCACCCCAGCGGCGGCGGCGGCAGCUUCUGCUCAGCAGCAGUCGAGCUGUGAGCACGCUGCGGCAGCUGCCCGGACCUGCCACAGCUGUGGAGGUGCUGCUGCUCCGGAAGCUGCCGGAACGGCGGCCCUCGUCGGAGGCACCGGCAAGGUUCCGCAGAGCAUUAGCUUUAGCCACGCCAAGGAGCACAAGUGCUGCCCGGGGUAUGCGGCCGCCGCGGCCAUGGCCCACCAUCACCACCACCAGAACGGGCGCCACCACAAAGUGCACUCGAACGCUUGUCAGAUUCUCUAGUUUGGGCGGGGGGGUUGGUUAACGCUUAGUUUAGCAUUAGUUUUGGGUGCUGUAGAGCGUGUGAGAGCGAGCAAGUCCCGCGGAAGGCUGGUCCUCGAAAGCUUUGAGUAGUUAUUCUUGGUUCGAAGCAACCAAGUCGACAGUCGCGAAUGACAUUUUGUUAACAGAUGCCGAUUGUCGAGUUGGGUGUACAUUUGUUCCGAGAUAGAAUCGUGUGUGAUUGGUUCAUAGCGUGCGGUAGACAGUCCUCUGCCGGUCGACUUUACAGGUAGGAGUAUCACGUGUGAUGUAUCGGCUGGAUCCUAGAACGUCACAUUUUGUAGUUUUUGAGCUUUAGUAGUUUGGAGUAGAUUUUGCACCAUUUAACUAAUUACCGCUGGACUCAAUUUUCUACACUUGAACUUUCAAUGGUAUACCAUAAGAUACUGGUCAUCUGGGUAAAUGGAAGCUUAUCUCAAAGUAUAAAAGCUAUUUGUCUUUUAUUCACCUGCGUACAUCCGAGUGUAACAAAAAUUACUGUUGGGCUAACUUAAUCCAAAUUCCAAAUACGUAUGAGGUUGAUUGGAUGUAACAGAACUUGGCCCAUCGCUCUUGAAUCAUAGUUAAACGGGAUUCAACUAAAGGCAACAUUUACAAGCUAGUAGAAAGUCUCAGUAACAACGCCCGUAUACCUACCAAUGGUCGCUUUCUCGAUUGAAUGAAACACUCCAGCGCAUGACCGCUUUGAAGCUUGGACCAUUUCGCAAAUAAUUCCACUAAUUUUACCACCAUCUAGGGCCUCCAGGAGUCGGCUCAAACGAUCCGCGCGACUUCCGCUGCGACAAACCGUUCACAGACAAACGCGCAUCGACCUCUCGCCGAUCGUUUCACCCGAGAUGGACACAUUUUAGUCAUGCACAAGAGGUGGCAGAGGACGAGUCAAGCCGUGCGGUGUUUAGAUUAUGUUUAUUUAUUUGAGUUUAUGGUUCGUGUACCAUUUCGAGUGUUCUAGUUAGUUGAAAUUUUUGGGCGGAUUGCACUUCACGAGAAAAUUGCUUUGUUCUAGGCGGGUGAAAUCUAGGGAGAUGUUGAGAGACAGUGAAGUGGUCACCCCUGAAAGUAUGUUUAAAAUUGUAAGACUUUUAGCAUGUAAGCUGUGCGUGUAUGUUUGUAAAUGUUGUUUGUGUAUAAUCCAAGUUAUUUUAAGCGUUACGUGAAAUUUGACCAAAGAGAAACGUUUGAGGUGAUUUCGAGUAGAGUAAUGGAGGACGCAAAGGAUGUCCUCUUAAAUGUGGCUUUAAAAGUAAACCGUUGGCAAAGAUUGAACAAAGUAUUAACGAAGAAAGCAAAUCUCACAGAAACCAAACAAUCUCAAUAUCACAAAGACUCCGUGUUGAAACCAAAUCCUGUAAACCCAGUCGAUAUCAGCUUGUACUGAGGGUGACACUGUUUUCUGUAGAUUCUAGUCAUGGUUUCUUAUACAUUCAUUAAGUUUUGAUUUAUCAGUGAAUUUAUCAUCGUUGGAUCUUUGAAGAGUUUACCUCAACAAUAAUAGUAUCAAAUAAACCGGCAACCAGGCUUGUUGUACUUACCCCCAUAACAAACAGAAAUUACGAUCAGGAUUAAAAUCGACAAUAAAAGUAGUAACUGAACAGAUUCGGUUCACAUCGAACACAUAA
Molecule: messenger RNA, 5240 nt
Organism: Culex quinquefasciatus (southern house mosquito)
Lineage: Eukaryota; Metazoa; Arthropoda; Insecta; Diptera; Culicidae
Gene: Gyc88E
Product: soluble guanylate cyclase 88E
Exons: 14
Coding region: 703-3582 (959 amino acids)
Biological process (GO): response to oxygen levels; nitric oxide-cGMP-mediated signaling; cGMP biosynthetic process
Cellular component (GO): guanylate cyclase complex, soluble
Molecular function (GO): heme binding; guanylate cyclase activity; oxygen sensor activity
Source: RefSeq, a predicted model, not a curated record